AUGACGUCGCCAAAAUCAGUCAAAGAAGUCCAACGCCUGACAGGAUGUCUAGCGGCCCUGGGGCGGUUCUUAUCAAGGGCAGGUGACAAGUGUCAUUACUUCUUCGGCACAAUCAAGAAGAAGAGCAAAUUUGAAUGGACUGAGGCGGCAGAAACUGCCUUCGUCCGAUUAAAAGAACACCUCCACACCUUACCUCGGCUUGUCAGUCCUCUUCAGGGGGAAACUUUGUAUGUGUAUUUGGCCAUUUCUAAGUGGUGCUUGAGUGCUGUCUUGCUAACUGAAAGGGAGGGAGUGCAACUCCCCGUCUACUUUGUGAGCCAUGUCCUGCAAAACGCUGAAUUAAGAUAUUCUCCAAUUGAGAAGUUUGCACUUGCGCUGUUUAUGGCCAGCAAGAAGCUGCGCCCUUACUUUCUGGCACACAAACUAGUGGUAUACACAGACCAACCUUUGAAACAACCCCUUACUAAGCUAGACGCUGCUGGACGAAUGCUGAAAUGGGCAAUUGAACUUAAUGCAUUUUAUAUCUCAUAUGAGCCUCGAAAAGUUAUCAAGGGACAAGCAUUUGCUGAUUUCAUUGCAGAAAUGACGAGGCCGACUUUUGAAAAGAAUGUGGCGACUCGCUGGACAGUCUAUGUAGAUGGCUCGUCAACCCAGAACGGGUGUGGAGCCGGCAUAAUAUGUCAAUCUCCCGAAGGAGACAAGUAUGAGUAUGUCAUGAGAUUCAAUUUCCAAACAUCCAACAACGAGGCAGAAUACGAAGCUUUAUUAGCCGGCAUAAAAAUGUGCAAAGCCGCUGGAGCUCAAGAAAUACUUGCCUUCUCUGACUCUCAACUCAUUGUGAGUCAAGUAAAUGGGGACUAUGAGGCAAGAGACCCUAACAUGAUCAAAUAUAUGCAAGUUAUGCAUCAAGAAAUAGAACAUCUAAAGAGCUUUGAAGCUAAGCAGAUUCCCAGAACGGAGAACAAUCAGGCCGAUGCCCUGUCAAAACUAGCUACCUCGGCUUCCUGUGAUACACCGCGUCACGUGUUCUGGGAAGUAAAAGAUAAGCGAAGUAUUGAGCAGGAAUUGUGCGCUCCUAUGGUAGCUAUUCUGGAUCGGUCGUCAACCUGGAUGGACCCUAUCAUUGCUUACAAAGUGGACGGUUCGCUUCCGGACGACUCAAGUCUGGCCGCCAAAAUACAAAAGAAGAGUUCUUGGUUUGAAUGGUGGAAUGGAGUUUUGUACAAAAAGUCAUUUUCUAGACCUCUCCUGCGGUGCGUCACUCCUGAGAAAGGAAAGGAAAUUCUAGACGAUUUGCACCAAAGAUUAUGUAGCUCCCACAUUGGAGGACGAGCCCUGGCAGAGAAAGCUUUGCGAACUGGUUAUUAUUGGCCCACUUUGAGAGAAGACGCCCUAGCCAUGGUGCAAAAAUGUGACAAGUGCCAACGGUUUGCUCAUCUCAUCCACAGGCCGGCCCACCCUCUCACUCCUAUUAUGAGUCCCAUUCCGUUUGCCAAGUGGGGAAUGGACCUGUUAGGGCCAUAUACAACGGCCCCUGGGGGCCGACGCUAUGUGAUAGUGGCUGUUGAUUACUUCACCAAGUGGGUUGAAGCAGAGGCUCUCAAGAACAUAAAGACAAGUGAUACCACGGCAUACACAGCUGCUUUGCCUCUGUGGGACGACCUCAAGCCAAUGGCCAAGUCGAAGCCUUUAACAAGAUUAUCUCCGAGGGGAUCAAGAAGAAACUAG
Spinacia oleracea (spinach) is the source of this 1728-nucleotide messenger RNA. RefSeq lists its product as uncharacterized. Lineage: Eukaryota; Viridiplantae; Streptophyta; Magnoliopsida; Caryophyllales; Amaranthaceae. Gene Ontology annotation, molecular function: RNA-DNA hybrid ribonuclease activity; nucleic acid binding. The transcript has 2 exons. The coding region runs from base 1 to 1728 and encodes 575 amino acids. Gene Ontology annotation, biological process: DNA integration. The record is from RefSeq and is a predicted model, not a curated record.